Molecule: messenger RNA, 4315 nt
Organism: Coturnix japonica (Japanese quail)
Lineage: Eukaryota; Metazoa; Chordata; Aves; Galliformes; Phasianidae
Source: RefSeq, a predicted model, not a curated record
UUCGAGUACGGCGCCCGCCCAGCGCCCGCCGGGACGAGGAGGCUGGAUGAGGACUCGCGUCCCGGGGCGUUCGGCAGCCCCUCGGGCAUGCGGCGGGUUGCGGGGACUCUGCCCUGCCCUGCAGCCGAGCGGGGACAUCAGGAAGACAGCCUCCUUCAGAUGAUACAGAACUUACUGACAGUUGCUCUUGCUCCAGUCCUACUUCAUGAGAACUUCCGAAGAUACUAACUGAGGCUGCUAUUCCUGAGGUGCAUCUCCACUAUAAAGGGAAUAUCCCCACUGUACUUCAGAGUCUCCAAAUCAAGCUUCAUAAAAAUAUGGAAUAGGUUCAAGCAGAUGGUACGUGAACAAUACACUACAACAACACCAGGCACUAGCCUAGAGAGGCCAAAGAAUGAAUAUGUCUACAAAAUUGGAAUUUAUGGUUGGAGAAAGCGUUGCCUCUACCUGUUUGUUCUACUCCUGCUAAUCAUCCUAGUUGUGAAUUUUUCUUUGACAAUUUGGAUUCUUAAAGUGAUGUGGUUUUCUCCAACUGGAAUGGGGCAUCUACGUGUUACAAAAGAAGGCCUUCGUUUGGAGGGAGAAUCUGAAUUCUUAUUCCCACUUUAUGCCAAAGAAAUCCAUUCUCGAGUGGACUCAUCACUGCUUCUCCAGUCUACUCACAAUGUGACUGUGAAUGCUCGCAACUCUAAUGGAGAAGUCACAGGCAGAUUAAACGUGGGUCCUAAAAUGGUAGAAUUCCACGGCCAACAGUUUCAGAUCAACUCAAAGGAUGGCAAGCCACUUUUUACAGUGGAUGAAAAUGAGGUUGUCAUUGGCACAGAUAAACUUCGAGUCACAGGGCCUGAAGGAGCACUUUUUGAACACUCCGUAGAAACACCGCUCGUGAAGGCAGAAGCUUUUAAACAGCUAAGGCUGGAGUCACCAACUCGAUCUCUGAGCAUGGAUGCACCAAGAGGCAUUAAUAUCAAAGCACAAGCAGGGAAUAUUGAAGCUCUUUCCCAGAUGGACAUCAAACUGCACAGCAGUGAUGGAGUGCUUUUGCUCGAUGCAGAAACGGUGAGAUUGCCUAAGCUGCCUGAGGGUACAAGAGGAGGUCCCGGUGUGUCCCAGGGACUGUAUGAAAUCUGCGUUUGCCCAGAUGGAAAACUUUACUUGUCAGUGGCUGGUUUGGGUUCCACAUGCCAGGAGUACAGCCGGGUCUGCCAAUGAAGCACCACAACAGGCAGCACACGCCCUUGCGAUUCCCAGUUUUAUAUUAACGCUAAAAAGCAUCGACUGAAAGUGGAAUUUUCAGCAUUUUAAAUACAAAGUACCACUGUUUAGGAAACAAACCUGUGUCUACAGCUCUGGAUUACAGGGUGACGGGGAAAGGAGAGCACAAUUGGCAUUUCAACUACAGAAGAAUAACUUGACUCUGAUGAUACAUUCUGGCAGUCACACUUUGAAAACAGCCUGACAGAGAACGUAAGGAACAAUAAAAGGAGUGGUUUUUUUGCUGAACUAUUAUUCGGUCAGAUGAUUAUGUAAUUGCUAAUAUUUUUGAGCUCUGUGGGUUUUUUCUCUCACUACAUGUAAACACUUACGGCAUUAGUGGGUUACAUUAAACUGAGUGAACUACUUGAACUAUUUGAUAAGACAGAGCAUUAUUUGGGGGAAUUCAGGCAGUGCCAGAAAAAGGUCUAUGCAAUUUUGUUCUUGCAAUAACACAAAAUAUGAAAGAUGUGCUGUUUGUAUAAGUCUUGUGGAAAAGGUGUUAAUUUGUUGAUAGCUUUCUAUUUUGAGUUGGCAACAUAGAUGCUGAUUUGCUUAUCACUAAGAUUCACUAACCAAUGCAAAAGUUCCAGGAGUCCUUUACACCUUGCUGCGUCUUCAAAGUUUUUCACUGAAGUAUGUCAGUAUAUUUUAUAAUAGCAAUAGUUGUACUGCCUGUACCACCACACUCAUUUUAAAAUGCCUUUUUAAUUUUAGGACAUGCUAAUUCAACAAGGCAAAUUGCUCUGCCAUCUGGACAGAAAUAAUCGUUAAUGCGGCUCCAGUUUGUCUGCUGCAAGGAAUCACUGGGGCGGUGGGGGAAAAAAAAUCCUUUUGCAGCCCACAGGAUUCAGUUAUGAGGACUAUUCCAUUUCCAUCUGCAGCUGUUGACUGAUAUCUCUGAUGCUGGGACUCCACCACAAGUGGGGAGAGUAAAACUACUCUUUGGUUUUUUUUUUUACAUUAGGACUUUAGAUAUCAAGUAAAUGCUCACCAGAGCCCAGAGACCAUUUAUUGACCUUGAAGAGAAACGAGACCGCAGACUCAUUCCCCUGUACAGUGUUGCACUGAACACUAAUAAAUUGUUUGCACACCUCCAGACAGCAGAAUUUGUAUUUAAUAAUCUCAUAGUAUUUCAAUGCCAUUGAUGCUGUUUUGUAUACACUUAAUAUUCUCCCAAGUAGGAGCUGCUAUCACAUAGUGCCUUGGAGUCUAUUUACCAUAAUGAUUAUUAAACCAACUCAUGCAAACUAGGAGAGCUUCAAUGGGAAAAGGUAGGAGACACGAGAGCUGAAAUUUUGUGUCCCUUCAGUCCAGGGAGGCAAAUGAAUAAAGGUCUCCCAUGACUGCUAACAUCAUGCCUGAGGGCGAAGCAGGAAGUCAUACAGCUUCCAUGACUGAAAUUCCUUUUGCCAGGGCUCAGGGAUCUGUCUCCAGGAUUGAGCCCAGGGCUCUUGUCUCUAAAGAGGGGAAUAUUUCUCUACUACUGAAUAAUGCAACUAAGCCCUCAGUUGAAACAGGCUUUAACGGAAGCAUGUCUUUGGCAUUUCUUUAAAGUCAGUUUAAGUGGUUGCAGCUCCACCUACAAAUUCUUGCAGACCAAAUUAAGAGUAGCCUUUGUUUAUCCAUUGAAUGGAAAAUCUGUGUAAGUAAAGGACAGCAGUCCACUGCUAGAAAUUUGGAGGGCUGUAAUGUUUGUAAGCAGUCCAACAGUGAAACAGAGACUAAAGUCCUCAGAGAGUUCAGUCACCAUCUAGCUUCAGACAUCCGAGUUUUCCUCAUACCUAUGAUUCUGAAAGGAAAGAUCAUAUAUACAUCUCUAUGUGGUACCAAACUACCAAUCUACCACUCCUAAUAUCUAAAUUUUAGCCAAAGACUGAAAUUAAAUGUAUUAUUCACAUAUAUAUACCUAUUCUGCUGCCCAUGAAAAUAAAGCAAUUUGAGUUACUCAUUUUAAGCUUCCGCUUUGUGGGCAUAUUUUCAAACAUGAAUUGCCACUUAAUAUGGAGCAAGGGACUGAAUCCAGCCUGUCUGUAUUUCACAAGAGUAACCUAAUGCCUAAAAUGCUGGGUGUUUGGAAGCAGUUUCUGUUGCAACUUUGUCCAUUGAAGUUGCUCUGCCUUAGUUAACAUUUACAAAGCUGUGGUGUAAACCUAGGAAAGUAGGAAAAUAACAAUACUGAGCAUUAUGACACCUCAGUUAAAUGUUGAAGUAAUUAUUGCCUUUCUGUGCAGAGCAUACUUUCUGACCUGCCUAAGUCCAGAGGUGAAUUCUGAGUAGUGCAGAGAUCUGCUGUGCCCUGAGCUGGGCCAUUAUCCAAAUCACGUUUGUCUUUCUCUGUUAUUUUAUACUUCAUUCUUCUUUUUGUUGUGCUGCAAAAUGGAUAUUGAAAACAUAACUGCAUUUUUUAAAUUGUAAGCAGAAAAACUACAGGGUUUUUUAAAGCAUGGAUAACAAUAUUAUUAUUAUUUUUGUCACUGAAGAACAUUUUGGGCUUUUCUCUUUUAAUUCUGGUUAGUGAAGAAAUUAAGCUUAUGCUAACGUUAUCACAGUGCAGUCAGUUGACACUAUCACCUGAAUUGUCAGUGUAGUUCAUACGUUACUAAAUUAUAUCUAACAUCUCCAUACGGACAACUUACCAUCAAUUUUAAAUACUUAUAGAUUAUUGUUUCUCCUUGAAUCAAACUCUAGUAAGAGUUUAGUUAGAGACUAGUUAGUGUAAUGUAGUCUCUCUAGUUAGAGACUAACAGAAACUAAAAAGUACCACCCGGCAGCAUUGUGAACUGCAUUAGGGCAUAUUUCCACCCCCCUAAAAAAAAGAAUAAUGAUUAAUUAUGGCAAUUCUUAUAGCUGGUUGAGAUUACUAUGUGUUGGAAAAAUAAAAAGGUCAAAUGAUAGUAAAUACUUACUGAUAAUAGCCCAGACCCAGCUGUCUUUGUUUCUGCUUCAGUUCUUUAUUAUUGACAUUUGUUGAUCUUUUUUAUAAAGCUUUGUGCAAAAGGAAAUGGAGAGAAUAAACUGAAAACUGAGUUCUUAAAUAAACUUUAUACAUUUUGAAAAA